AUGAACUAAAAACAAAUCACAAAUCAUAAUAAACUUGAAUUUGAUAAAAUACAAUUAGCAUUUAAUAGAAAUAGAGUUCGUUCUGUGUUUUCUGAUAUAUCCAAUUUAGAGUUUUCUUGUGUCACUAUUUAAGGAAAACAUAAUUAUAAUAUAAUAAAAGAACAAUAAAAAUCUUAAACAACUAAACGAAGAAAUGCAAUAAUUCCUUGUUAGAUAAAGAUUCCAACAUUAUUUAAUAGUUAUCCAGAAUACUAGUAAUAAAUAAAUAAGAUAAGUAAAUGUUCAUCAUUAGAGAAACCUAUAUUAUGGUAUCUUUAAACAUAUGAUUAAGAAAUAAAAUAAUAUGAAAGAGAAAUUGAAUAAAGAGUAAAUGUGUUUUUAUGUACUUUAGAAAUACGAUAGUAAUUUUGAUAUAAGUUAACAUUGUUUUACAGAAUAAUAGUUUGAAAAGGCAUUAGAUUGGAUGAUAUAUUAGAUUUAUAGAUUUGAAAGUUUUAGUUAUGAAUCAUUAUUUAAAACAAUAGAAUUGGUUCAUUUAUAUUUAAGUAAGACAAAGUAAGUGAGAUUCAAGGAUUUAGAACUAAUAUCUGGAUGUUGUAUCUACUUAUCAUCAAAAUUAGUUGAUUUAAAUCCUAUAUAUAUUGAAGAUUUAAUAAAUUAAGUAAAAUUAAAGUUAAAAUAGGUAUUGGAAUGUAGAUUUGAUAAUGAAUAAGUAUUGAGAUAAGAGAAAUAAAUUUGUUAAGUACUUAAUUACAAUUUACUCUGCACUUGUUCUUUAUAAAUAGUUUAUAGAAUUUUGUAAGAGAUAAGAUAUGAAAUGGAGUAAUUUUAUGAUGCAGGAAAAAUAGAAAGUAUAAAAAGAUAAGUAUUGGAUAAUUUAUUAUUAAUGGAAUUUGGAAAUAAAUUUAGAUAGAUUUCAUAAUGUAAUAGAGCAGUAAGUUGCAUUUUAUUAACAAUGAUUGAGAAUAAGAUUGAUAGAAGAAUUGUAAUUAUAUGAUAAUAAUUUAAUGUGUUAAGCGGUUUUGGGCAGUGUAAAUCAUAUUGAAAUGAACAUUAAUUGGAUUGAGAGAAAUGCAAUAGAAUUAAAAUAGUACAUAAAGGAAAAUAAAGAUA
Paramecium sonneborni is the source of this 1113-nucleotide messenger RNA. The record is from the annotation of a GenBank genome assembly. NCBI's taxonomy places the organism in Eukaryota, Ciliophora, Oligohymenophorea, Peniculida, Parameciidae.